Molecule: messenger RNA, 438 nt
Organism: Coffea arabica (coffee)
Lineage: Eukaryota; Viridiplantae; Streptophyta; Magnoliopsida; Gentianales; Rubiaceae
Source: RefSeq, a predicted model, not a curated record
AUGGAUGAUCAUCUGAAACUGAGGAUUUUUUAUGAUCAUGAGAAAGAUCAAAGAUCCUACAACUAUCUUCAGGAGGGUAACAAGAAACCCUCUGAGGAGGGGUUACCUUGGAACUUGCGAAGUCGUCCAACUACUUGUAAGACUGGGUGUGGUCGUUUGACCCCCGUUAUGCAGCAAUCACAAAAAGGGAUUGAUGGGAAGGCUAGCGGGAGUUCAACAUGGCUGCAAAGGCCAAAGUUCUUAGCCACUCUGUCAAAUGAAGAGAUUGAGACAGAUUUCUUGCUCUUGACUGGUGCAAAGCCAUCUCGUAGGCCUAAGAAAAGGUCUAGGUCCCUUCAGAAACAAUUUCAUAGAUUCUUUCCUGGUUCUUGGCCGACUGAGCUUAUAUCAGAGAAAUAUAAAGUUCAUGAGCAUCCUGAACCAAAGAGUGGUUGUUAA